This is a messenger RNA of Naumovozyma castellii, 1173 nucleotides long. RefSeq names its product Lsb5p (gene LSB5). NCBI's taxonomy places the organism in Eukaryota, Fungi, Ascomycota, Saccharomycetes, Saccharomycetales, Saccharomycetaceae. The record is from RefSeq and is a predicted model, not a curated record. The transcript has a single exon. The coding region runs from base 1 to 1173 and encodes 390 amino acids.
AUGGGGUUUCUGACAGAUCACCAACACACAGCAAUUACGGACUUGGUCUUCAGGGCCAUCUCCGAUGAUUCCACCUCUUUAGAGAUAGAAUUGCCCACGUUGAUCGAUUUGAUCGACAAUUAUAGAGAAGCUAAUGAUUACACAUACACUCUGAAUCAGGAGGAGGCUGCUAGAGCCAUCAGAAAGAGGUUGAAGUAUGGGCAGGUAGAGCAGCAGAAGAGAGCAUUGGCAUUGUUGGAUUUGAUCAUUGUUCAGGAAUUGAGGUACUCUGCCAUGUUUAAUGAUGAAAAAUUAUUGAAACUCUUGGAAGCGAUGGCUGUGAAUGAAUCCUCUUAUGGAUUUGAUUUGGAAGUGGUUAGGAUUACCCUAAGGUAUAUGAAGAAAUGGAAUCAAUUUUUGGUGCAAAAUAGAGCGUAUAAUUCGAGGUGUUAUCAGGGAUUGUUCGAUUUGACUGAUAAAUUGAAGGACCAAAAACUACGGAAGAAUGUCGGCACGUCUAAUUCUUCUUCCAAUGGUGGGUUGUUAGGGUCAGGUUCAAGGUUUGCAGUGAGAGACACCAAACGUAGUAGAAGGAAUCGUAGAAAACAACAAGGUAAGAAAAGAUCGGGUUUCUUAAAUGAUUCAGCUGAUGAAUCUGUCUAUAGAUCGGUCAGUACCACUUCCGGGAGAGGUAGUUCACAGAGGACUAAUUUGCAACCAGCAGACAGGAAGUAUAGAAUUCCUCAAAUUGAUUUGAAAAAGGAAGGCCCAAAAAUUAGUCAAAUAAUAAGUGAUUCAUUAGCAGCGGCUGUGGCCUUACAAAAUGCAUUAAUUGUUUUACCCAGUGGUAUGAGUGCUCUAGAUGAUGAAAAUUGUACAAGCAAAUUUAUUCAGGCUAGAGCCAUUAGAAGAAAAGUUUUGAGAUAUUUGCAACUGGUUACUGAAGGUGAUUAUCUGGGCUCCCUAUUGUAUGCCAAUGACGAAUUGGUGAAGGCAUUGACUUUAUAUGAUGACAAGAGUGGCGGUUCCCAAUCUGAUGUGGGUGAAGACGAUGACGACGAUGACGACGAUAGUUAUGAUAGUGACAGUGAUUUCGAAGAGGAGCAGGUAAGACGUCCAAAUAUCUAUACAGACUCAGUCUCUCAUGCCCAAUCAGUGGAAACAGAUCCGUUCGCUGACCACAAUGUGAUCUAA